Candidozyma auris is the source of this 723-nucleotide messenger RNA. RefSeq lists its product as uncharacterized. The record is from RefSeq and is a predicted model, not a curated record. The transcript has a single exon. NCBI's taxonomy places the organism in Eukaryota, Fungi, Ascomycota, Pichiomycetes, Serinales, Metschnikowiaceae. Bases 1 to 723 code for a protein of 240 amino acids.
AUGCUUAGAGUCGCUAGAUGGUUUUCACUUCUGAGGCGACUAUGGGCACUGAAGUCGCUUGUUGAUGUGCAAUUGAAGCCUGACAACUACCAGGCUACUAUCACCAAGUAUGGUUGGUUUCUUGUACCCAAGACCCAUGUUUCUGAUGGCUGGACGCUGGCUGAGUUGAAUAAGGUACUUGAAAAGCUACCUGAACUCAAGGACCAAGAUGACAAAGCACCCUUGACAUUUGAGGAUCCUAGAUACGAGAAAGUUCAGGAGAAGAUCGAUGAGUGGGCAGAUACUGUGGACCUCAAAAAGAUGCCUAAAGUGGCCGUGCAAACAGCAAAACAAAAAAGGGAAGCAGCAAAUCAAAUGCUAUAUAUUAAACAGUCCCUUGGGCAUACGCAGUCAAGACCAAAGUCUGGUGGAGCCGACACGAGGGCCAAACAUGAAAGAGUAACUUUUACUCAUGCAUGGAACUACUUCAGAAGCAUCAAGGGCUCUGAGUUUCGAGAGAAGGGCGAGCCAAACGAUCUGAAGAAGAUUUCGAAGAUGUGGGCUCAGUUGAGUUAUAACGAAAAGAACGUUUAUAGAGAGCAGUAUGUGGAACUUCUCAAACAGGGAAAGGAAGUAUUCCAGGGCGAACUCGUGGACCGGAGAGUGAAGGAAGAGUUCAAUCAGCGGAAGAAAGAGGGUAUAGGAAAAGGGAAAGGGCGAAGAAAAAAGUCAGCUUCCGAGUGA